This is a messenger RNA of Phialemonium atrogriseum, 993 nucleotides long. RefSeq lists its product as uncharacterized. The transcript has 2 exons. The record is from RefSeq and is a predicted model, not a curated record. Bases 148 to 867 code for a protein of 239 amino acids. Lineage: Eukaryota; Fungi; Ascomycota; Sordariomycetes; Cephalothecales; Cephalothecaceae.
GCCAAACAGGAUCAUGCAGCGAAUCAGAAAGGCCAUGUUGCCGCCCGACCUAGCUUCGCAGUCUGCCAGCUCCCCAUUCGCUCGUCCUCGCUUUGGUCCAUCACCCCCUGCCAUGCGAUCUGUGAGUUCCGUCACCGCAUUUCUCAAAUGCGAUUCGACAGCGACCAUGGUCAACCCCAGAGUGCAAAAAUGCGCAAUGGGCCAACAGCUGGGCUGGAGGAAAGCCAGAGCGAGCACCUGGUCACAUUCACAUUGGGAAGUCGCACGACUCGCAUCGACUCUUCGCGGGGGAGAUUACCAACUGCAACUGCAGGCGGCCGCCAACUGGGCGGCCAUCGAUUCGGCAAGUUGUGUUCUGUUCUGUACACUGAUAGAGCAAUUGCAAUUGAUCAAUGCCACUGGCUCGGACUCGGAGCAGACGCAGGAAUUCCGCUUGACGGGUGGGUGCUUUCGUUGACUCAAUUGGGGGGUUGCAUCUUCUGCAAAUCCUCCCACGCCAUCCGUACCUACCUAAGCUCCCGCCUCCACGUUUCUUCGCGCCGUUAUUAUUCGUACACUAUACGUACAUCCAAGGCGAUCUGUGCAGGGUUCCUUAUCAUGCCCAUAUCAUGUACGGGCCGUUCAUGUUGGGGCCCGCAUCUGCCGCCAGAUUGCCCAUCACAACUAGAUGGAAUGCGUGAUAAUGCGAUAAUUCUCCUGGGCCAGUCUCGACCAACUGCACGUUUCUGUUGGCUUUGCGCCUUUUCUCGCUCUACCACAUUAAGGAGAGGAUGUGAUGGUGACUUGCCGCUAUUCGGCUUCCUUCCCAGCAGUCAAAACGCUUGUUUGCCGAAGAAGCUGCAGCGCUCCCGUGCAGUUGACCACUGACGUGCCGUCGUGGCUUACAUCCCAUCACACCGUCACCCUCCACCGCAACACCUUGCAGCUAGCGCCCGCCUUGCCGUUACUCUUCUACUUCUGUCAGUUUGUGUGACUUGCAGCAGCGGGGAGCGG